Molecule: messenger RNA, 1647 nt
Organism: Linum tenue
Lineage: Eukaryota; Viridiplantae; Streptophyta; Magnoliopsida; Malpighiales; Linaceae
Source: the annotation of a GenBank genome assembly
ACAGAGGUGAGGUGGUCGCUCAAUUUCAUCGACACUAUCACUCACCCCAAGGCUCAGGCUGUGAGAGAGUACACGCCGCUCUCGCUCAUUUCCCCCCCAAUUCCCAAUCUCCGGCCACCAGUUCCCGUUUCCUCCGAAGAUGAAUUCGAUGCUCAGAUCCGCCAGAACCCUGGCCACCACGGCCUCCCGAUCUUCCGUCCUCCGCCGCGGCUACUCUUCGGAGUCCGUUCCCGACCGCAAGGUCGCCAUCCUCGGCGCAGCUGGAGGUAUCGGCCAGCCGCUCUCCCUGCUCAUGAAGCUCAACCCUCUCGUCUCCAACCUCGCCCUUUACGAUAUCGCCAAUACCCCCGGUGUCGCCGCAGAUGUCAGCCACAUCAACACCAGAUCUGAGGUUACAGGAUACUUCGGUGAUGACCAACUAGGGAAAGCCUUGGAGGGAGCAGAUGUUGUGAUCAUUCCAGCAGGGGUGCCAAGGAAGCCUGGAAUGACACGUGACGAUCUGUUUAACAUUAACGCUGGGAUUGUGAAGGGUCUUUGUUUAGCAAUUGCUAAGUACUGCCCACAUGCCCUCGUAAAUAUGAUCAGCAACCCAGUGAACUCAACAGUUCCAAUCGCUGCUGAGGUUUUCAAGAAAGCAGGAACCUAUGACGAGAAAAGGUUGUUUGGGGUUACUACUCUUGAUGUGGUCAGGGCCAAGACUUUCUAUGCUGGGAAGGCCAAAGUCCCUGUUGCAGGGGUUAACGUUCCAGUUGUUGGUGGACAUGCCGGUGUUACCAUUCUCCCAUUGUUUUCACAGGCUACCCCAAACGCCAACGUGUCAGAAGAGGAAAUCGUUGCUCUUACCAAGAGAACACAAGAUGGUGGCACGGAAGUUGUGGAAGCUAAGGCUGGAAAAGGUUCCGCUACUUUGUCUAUGGCUUAUGCUGGUGCCCUUUUCGCUGAUGCGUGCUUGAAGGGGCUCAAUGGCGUUCCUGAUGUGGUUGAAUGUACAUUUGUUCAAUCAAAUGUCACGGACCUUCCCUUCUUUGCUUCCAAGGUAAGACUUGGAAAGAACGGUGUUGAUGAAGUCCUUGGAUUGGGACCUUUGUCCGACUUCGAGAAAGAAGGGUUGGAAAAGCUGAAGCCGGAGCUGCUUUCCUCCAUCGAGAAGGGCGUCAACUUUGCCAACAAGUAAAAUGGGAUUAGCUCAAUGCUCGACAGUUUGCACGCAGGCAAGAGAAGUUUGCAGAAUCAAGAUUUUGUGUCCGUCUUUCAGCAUUCGUUGUAGCAGCCAACAGCAUUGGCUCGAGAUCUCUUUUUGUUCAGAAGAGUUGAUGAAACCUUUAAAAGCGAACAGUCUCUGACAAAUAAUCCCAGUUGUGUAGGGAAACAAAUAUUGUUGCUGGCUUUUGUUCUACAUGCCAAAAUUGGAAGUUGAUUCUCCCACAUUCUGUUGGUGGUUUAAACUGGGAAUGGUUCUGCAAACAUGCUCGGACUUGCAUUUGGAGCCCUGAAAAGCCUGUUACUUUGGACUUUGGAGUAUAUUUGGAUAGAGCUAUCAUUUUCUUUUGGGUAGGAAGAGCUAUCAUUUUUAGUAUUCAAUUAUACAAUUAAAACUGUUGGUUGGAAACACAUAUUUGGCUUGGCAUAACUCUACUAGUUGGACUC